Psilocybe cubensis is the source of this 1623-nucleotide messenger RNA. RefSeq lists its product as uncharacterized. Lineage: Eukaryota; Fungi; Basidiomycota; Agaricomycetes; Agaricales; Agrocybaceae. Bases 1 to 1623 code for a protein of 540 amino acids. The record is from RefSeq and is a predicted model, not a curated record. The transcript is spliced from 8 exons.
AUGCCCGAAGCAGUCGCUCAGCGAAUUGUUCCUGGUGCUCCCCCACCGGCCCCACUGUCGAAGACCCAGAAGAAAAAGAGAAAGGCUAAGGCCAAGUCGGAGAACGGCGACGCCCCUGCUGUCAUCGACACUGCAACCGCGCCGCUCAUCGAAAAGGCUCCUGAACACGCCGAAAUUCAAGACGGCGUUGUUGCUCCAGAACUGGUUGCUCGGACUGAGUCGCAGGGCACACCUCUUCCUGAGGAAGAUGUCUUGUUAAAGCCUAGUCCCAUCGUCGAGCUCGUUAACAAGCGUCUCAAGGCAACUACAAAGAAGAUUUCACGAAUUACCAUCUAUGCUGCCACGGAUCCUGAAAAGUUGAAUGAUGAUCAAAAGCGUACACUGAAAACUCUCCCUACACUUGAGGCUAUUCAAAAAGAGCUUGGAGAAGUAAAGAAGGCAAUCGAGGUGCAUGAAGCCGACUUGGUGCAAGAAUUGACCGUUAAGCGCCUUGAAGCUGAGAAGGCCGAAAAGGCCCGACUUGCUCAAGCUGUGUCUAGCGCAGAGUCUGCUCUCGUUUCUAAAGCGGGUGCCAUUCUUGACCUUCUUCGCUUCCGUGCAACUCUACACGAUGGCUUGAGCAACGCUACUUUGUCCGACUCCCCUGAAAUCUUGGCCCUUCUGGCCCAUGCUGAUGCUCUCGUUGGCAAUGAUGAAGAAACAAAACAAGCUACCCUCAAGACCUUGCUAUUUGGUGAAGAUUUUGCGGAUAUUACUUCUUCAAAAAUAUUUGAAAUUGUGGAUUUGGCCUUCCACCCUCCACGCGCUCCUACGCCCCCUCAACCCGAAGAGGAACAACCCGCUGUCGCUCAAUCCACAACAGAGCCCGAACCCGAUGUCGCCGUGGCUGGUAUUCAACCUCCAACGAUGUCUAGCAGCUUCCGCUUCAUUCAAGAUAGUGAAAUCGAAACUCCAUCCUUUGACGAAGCUGAGUGGGUUGAGAAAUCUGAUGCUGCUGGUCACGUAGAGGAGCCUACCGUCAAUGGGCACGUCCCUGAAGAAGCUGCUCCAGCUGCUGCCGCAGACCCAACAAAUGGCCCCAUCGAUUGGGCAGCUGAUGACGAAGGUGGUCUCCCAUCCAUCGCCGGACUCCACGCCGAAUUCGGUACCUCAGGGUCUGCCACCCCCGCCGAAGCCGUAGACGCCACAGUACCUCAACCCGAUGCUACUCCUGCCCCCGCCGCUAAUGGCGACACCGAGCAGCCAGAAGACGAUGGCUUCACGCAGGCCGGUCGCGGACGCCCUAGGGGUGGUCGUGGCGGACACAGGGGUCGUGGCCGUGGCCACCACGAUGGGUUCCGCGGGGGAGAACGCGGUGGAUUUAGAGGCGGUGAGAGGGGUGCAUUCCGUGGUGGUGACCGUGGUGGAUACAGGGGCGGUGACCGUGGCGAACGUGGAGAACGCCCUGAGCGAGGCGAGCGAAGUGAUCGUGGUGGAAACUUCCGCGGUGGACGUGGAUUUAGUGGUCGUGGAGGCAGUGGCGGUGAAUGGAGAGGUGAUGGAAGGGGCCGUGGUCGCGGACGAGGUGAUCGUGGAGGAGCCCCUGGUACACCUACCACCCCUGCGCCUGCCCCGGCAGCAUAA